This is a messenger RNA of Petromyzon marinus (sea lamprey), 4200 nucleotides long. Lineage: Eukaryota; Metazoa; Chordata; Hyperoartia; Petromyzontiformes; Petromyzontidae. The record is from RefSeq and is a predicted model, not a curated record.
CCGCCAGGUAAGUCUCCCCUGCGUUACACCCCCCGCUCUUAACCCUCCACUUGGUCUCGCCCGCCAGGUGAGUCUCACCUGCACCAGGCGGCUGACUGCAUUCCGAGGCGUUCCACUCCCAGGCCACGCAGCGUGAGUGCGGGAGCUGGCCGGUUCAACACUCACUCACCAGUCUCACCUGGGGAUCACUCACCUGGGGGUCACUCACCUGGGGGUCACUCACCAGGGUCUCUCAACAGGGGUCUCACCUGGGGGUCACUCACCUGGGGGUCACUCACCUGGGGGUCACUCACCGGGGUCUUACUCACCAGGGGUCUCACUCACCUGGGUCUCACUCACCUGGGGUCACUCACCUGGGUCUCACUCACCAGGGGUCACUCACCUGGGUCUCACUCACCAGGGGUCACUCACCUGGGGGUCACUCACCUGGGUCUCACUCACCAGGGGUCUCACUCACCAGGGGGUCACUCACCUGGGUCUCACUCACCAGGGGUCGCACUCACCUGGGGGUCACUCACCAGGGGUCACUCACCUGGGGUCUCUGGGAGUGACUGCCACCACCUCCGCCAUCGGCCAAGAUGAGCACUGUGAUAGAAUCUCCGCCGCAGUCUGCACGGCACCAAGGGCCGUAUGGGAUGGCCAACGUUGACGCUGGGGAGGUGUCCGUCCGCGAGCGUUGUGUGGUCCUCCAGAAGCAGGACAACGAGGGCUUCGGCUUCGUCCUCCGCGGGGCCAAAGCGGACGUGCCGGUCUCAGAGUUUGAGCCGACCGCGGCCUUCCCGGCGCUGCAGUACCUGGAGAAGGUCGACGAGGGCGGGGUGGCGGCCCGAGCCGGCCUCACCACCGGGGCCUUCAUUGUGGAGGUGAACGGUAAAAACGUGGUGAAGAGCGGUCACCGCGACGUGGUGAACGUGAUCCGGCACAGCGGCAACCGCCUGGCCAUCAAGACCGUGACGGUCACGCGGAUAGAAAAGCCAGAGCCGGAGCCGGAGCCCGAGGCGGACUCCAGCACGGAGCCGGAGUCCGAUCCGGGCAGCGCGGCUCCCAACACCAUCCGCAAGAAAGCGCCCCCCCCACCGCCCCCCAAGCGAUCCCCCGGCACGGUGCUGACCCAGAAGUCAAAGUCCGUGGCGGAUGAACUUGCGGAACUGGAGAAACUGGAUGAGAUGCUGGCCGAUGAGGAAGGGCCCAUCCCUGAUGAUGGUACCAGGGGCGGAACGACGGUGAACACCAACCUCACCCCCAGCCAGCGCCUCCAGAUCCUCAGCAACAAGUCGUCGUCCAAGCCCCCCGCCCGCGUGUCCCAGUCCAUGCAGGAGAUCCCCUACUUCGACCUGGUGGACACCACAGACAUCCCUCCCCCACCCAGCGCGCCGCCGCCGGCACCACCCCAGCCGGACCACGACCGCCGCCGUCGCCACGACGACGACGGCGACGACGAGGUGACGGCGAUGACCGACGAGGAGGUGCAGCCCCCGCCGCCGCCGGCCUACGCGCCGCCGCCAACGCCCACGGGCCCCGCCGACGUCACCGACGACGGCUUCGAGUUUUUUGCCGAGCCGCCUCCCGCGCCGCCGUUCGCUCCUCCGCCUCCUCCGGCCGCGGCGGCGCCGCCGGUGCCGCCCGCCGUCACUCCGGAGCUGCUGCUCCUGCAGCAGCGGCAGCAGCAGCAGCAGCGGCAGCAGCGGCCUCUGUCGACCUUUAACCCCACGGCGACGUACCGAGUGUUCACCGCCGGAGAGGUGGAGUCGCCACCGCCGCCGCCGGCGGUGACCCCACCGCCACCGCCGACGACUCCGCCGCCGCCACCGCCGGUGAAAUCCCCUCCUGCUACCACUGCUUCUCUUCCCCGUGCUCGCACCGAGAAGCCGGCAGUGGCGGCGGCACCGCCGCCGCCGGCGCCGCCGCCGCCACCGGCACCGGCUGCGGCGGCGGCGGCAGCGGAGCAGCGCGGCAGGGGGGUGGAGGAGGAUCUGGCCGCUGCCGCCGCUGCCGCGGUGGCACCGGCGAGCGGAGCCGGGCCGGCGAGUGACGGCGCUGGGGCGGCGCGGCCGGCGCCGUUCGCAUCGGCGGUCGCCGGCGCUUCGGUCGACCGCAAGAAGCAGCAGCAGCAGAGGGACGACUCCUCCGCUCCUUCUCUUCCGGCGGCGGCGCCGGCGACGCUGGCGGCGGCGCCGACCGUCACGGUCCCGGCCGCGGCGCUGUCGGUGAACGAUCGCCGCGGCUUCCUCCACCCGGUGACGGGGCAGCCGCUGGACCCCGGCUCCCCGAUGGCGCUCAUCCUGGCGGCGCGCCAACGCUCCAUGAACCGCACCAAGGGCAAGGAUGACGAUGGCGGUGGUGCCGCGGUGGAACCACCGCCACCGCCACCGCAGCAGCAGCGUCAGCAGCAGGCGGCGCCGCCGUUGCCGGCGGAGGUGAUCGAGGUGGUCGAGGAGGUGGAGGAGGUGGAGGUGGUGGAGGAGGUGAAGGAGGUGGAGCAGCAGGAGGCGAGGAGCGAGGCACCGGUGGUACCGCCGGCUCUCUCCCUGCCCGUCGAGGAGGUGAAGGAGAUGGAGGAGGUGGAGGAGGUGGAGAGGGGGCAGGAGGAGGAUGAUGAGGAGGCCGUGUCCGAUGAGCCGCUGCCGCCCCCCGCCCAGUUCUCCGGCCGCACCGCGGCCGAGGUGAAGGAGGUGGAGGAGGUGGAGGAGGUGGAGGAGGAGGUGGAGAGGGGGCAGGAGAAGGAUGAGGAGGAGGAGGCCGGAAAGUACCGGGGGGCCACGGAACUCGGCCAGGGUACGUCCGCAGCGGAGGAGACGGAGCGCCCGCACCACGGCGGCGGCGGUGACGACGACGACGACGACCCGGACAACCCGGAGAACCCGGAGAACAAGAUCCGGCUGCGGGCGACGAGGCUGCCGGAUCCGGACCGCCGCACCACGAUGCGCAUCACCCCCUCCUCGCCGGCCUCCCCGGGCUUCCACCAGGCCACCCCCACCACCACCGCCACCGCCACCUUCCCCCCCACCCCGACAUCGCCGGGCGGCGCCACGACGUCGCCCAACUUCGGGCUCUCCGGCAACAACCGCUACGGCCACAGCGCGGCUCCCUGGCGGGGCGGGCGCCAGCGCGGCCCCCCGACCUCCCCCAAGCCGCCGGGGCUUGCCAUGUCGGCGGCCGCGGUGCCGGCGGCGGCGGCGGGCGCCGGUGGCGCCCACGCGGCCAAGCGGGAGGUGCUGAGCGAGCUGACGCAACGCGUUCAUCGGCAGGACGGCGGCGGCGACAGCGUCCAGGGAGAACCGGCGCCGGGCACCACGGCCGCCGCCAAGGGUAGUGAUGGCUAUGGUGCCACCUUCUCCAUCCGGCCCAACGCACCGCGGCCCAUGGUGAAGCUGACGGGCGGCCCUCCGGUGGCACGGCCCGCCGACGUCGCCGACGCCGCCACGGCCGCCGUUGCCGGGCAACCGUCGCCGACGGUCCCCCGCAACCCGGCGGCGACGGUCGCGAGACCCGCCGCCGCCAUCUUCCUGCCGCCGUCUCCGGCGGAGACGCAGCGCUACCCCGAGCCGGUCGCCGCCGCCGGUCCCUCCCCUCCUCCUUCCCCCGUCGCCGCCGCCGCCCCCGUCGCCGCGACGACGACCCCCGCCGUCGCCGCGACGACGACCCCCGCCGCCCCCGCCGUCGCCGCGACGACGACCCCCGCCGCCCCCGCCGUCGCCGCGACGACGACGGUGGCGUCGUGGUCGCAGAAGCCGCUGGAGCAGUGGGGCAAGUACGAGGUGGCGGCGUGGCUCGACUCGCUGAACCUGUCGGAGCACCGCGCCCGCUUCCUGGCCAACGACAUCGACGGCACCCACCUGCCCGUGCUGAGCCGCGAGGACUUCACCGACCUCGGGGUGACGCGCGUCGGCCACCGCAAGAACAUCGAGCAGGCCGUCAAGGCCCUCCUGCGCUGAGUGGCCACCUCGUCGCCCACGUCCCCCCCCGCGCGUUACCCCACACCCACCCACGCCCACCACCACCCCCCCCCCUGCUGUGGGAUGGGUGGUGGGGGGGCUGUGUCUGCGGUGGGUUGGUGAGGGUAGUUACGUUGGUGGCGGCGGUGGGGAUUGCACCGGUGGCAGCGGUUGAAUGCAUUGGUGGCGGCGGUGGGGAUUGCAUUGGUGGCAGUGGUUGCAUUGUUGCAUUGGCGGGGUUGCAUUGCAUUGGUUUGCAACGAUU